Messenger RNA from Andrographis paniculata, 3281 nucleotides. Its product is annotated as transcription factor GTE8-like. The transcript has 10 exons. Gene Ontology annotation, molecular function: protein binding. Lineage: Eukaryota; Viridiplantae; Streptophyta; Magnoliopsida; Lamiales; Acanthaceae. Bases 879 to 3125 code for a protein of 748 amino acids. The record is from RefSeq and is a predicted model, not a curated record.
UCCAGUCCCGCUACUUCCACAAUCUUUCUCUCUCUACAAAAAGGUCGAACGCGCUUUCUCUCUCUCUCUUGGAAAUAAUUUUCUCUGCUCACACUUGUGUUGGCGUUUGGAGGCUUCGGGCAGCACUUUCGUUGGGCGCUUUCGUUUUGAGUAGCUUCGUCUUGUUUGCCUGAAUUUGUGAAUUCUUGGGUUUGAGCUACUGUAUCUUUCUACAUCUAGUCUCCUCGAUUUUUUUUAAUUAAUCUCGAUUGGAGCUCGGGAUUUUGAAUUAUACAUCUAGGGUUUUCUUUUUGGUUUCGGCUGUUAGCUGUUACAUUAGGGUUUCUUGAGUUUGGUUCUUGUUGUAACUGGAAGUUAAUAGAAACUGUUUUUUCGAGGCGGGUUUUAGCUGCUGUGGAUUGUUUGGAUAUCUGAGGAUUGGAAUUGUAUCAAGGUAACUGCGCUUGGGUUUAACUUUUUAUUAAUGGUGAAUUUUAUUAGUUUUUCUUGUAGAAACGAUGUUCUAUGAGUGUAAAUUUGGGUUUUUGAAGAGAGCGUGAAUUAAGUGGGCAGAUUUGGAUUUUGGGGCUAUACCCCCCUAAAGGAAUUGCUGCUUUAAGAUUAAUGAUUUUGUUUAUUUGUCUCAAUUUGAAAAUUUUAGUAUGGACCAGAUAAUUUCACUAAUUUCCGAAGUUGAAACUGAACUAAAUAGCAGAAAGUAAAUUUAAAAUUACAGUAUAAUUUAUGGAUAUGAAAUCCCCCAAUGAUUCCAUCUUCUACACGUUUUAGAGAUUGGAGAGAGGACAUGAAUGCAAAAUUUUCCACUAUGGUUUAUGCAGAGUUCAAUUGAUUGCAUUAGGGGGUACAAUAAUCUGAUUUAGUAGACAGAGACUAUUCUGAUGGCUAAGAAGGAUAGAUUCCCACCUGGGUAUUCUGCUACUUUUGCCCCACAUUAUGAAUCCGAGGGAUCAGGUAGCUCAGGCCACAUUGAUUCGACCGAGGAUUCUUCAGCACCCAUGAGGAAAUGGGUUGAUUUGAAUUCUGCAUCAAGAGAUGGUUUUGCUGUACCCAUACAAACUAUACCAUUGUCCAAGCUGUCGACAUUUGAAAGAAAGAAUUUGGUGCUACGCUUGACAUCAGAGCUCGAGCAGAUUCGACUUCUUCAAAGCAAAGUUGAGUCACGAAAGGAAAAAAGGGUUAGUGCUAUUACGAAGUCAUCUUCUAGUGAUAUACUCAGUUGUAACAACAGCCAAAGGAAAGGGGCACAACUGGGUAAUUUGAAGAAGCCUGCUGCAUUGGGUCCUGGGCCAGGGAAAAAGGGUGGGCGUGCAUGGUCCCGCGGUAUAACAGGAAGAUUUGAGUCAGUUGCUAAUCAUGCGAGACACGAGAAUGCUAAUGCAGGUUUGCUUAAGCAGUGUGAAAGUUUGUUGAAGAAGUUGAUGUCACAGCAAUAUGCUUGGGUGUUUAACACCCCUGUUGAUGUGGUAAAAUUGAACAUACCUGAUUACUAUGAUAUUAUUAAGAAUCCUAUGGAUCUUGGGACCAUAAAGGGCAAACUCUCAUCAGGGAAAUACUCAAGCCCGUUAGAUUUUCUAGCUGAUGUCAGGCUUACUUUUUCCAAUGCAAAGACGUAUAAUCCCCCUGGGACUGAUGUCCAUGUUAUUGCUGAUACAAUGAGUAAGUUUUUUGAAUUGAGAUGGAAAGCUAUAGAGAAGAAACUUGUAGUAAAUACAACAUCCCAGUCAAUGCCUGAAAGAUCAGCAAUUCCUGAGGAAACUGAAAUAGCUAAGCCAUUGGCCCCUGCAAAAAAAAGGAAGCUUAGUCCAGUACAGCAUGAAGUGCUGCAAGAACCCAUUAAGCCAAAGAUGACAGAGGAAGAGAAGCAGAAAUUGGGGACUGAAUUGGAAAAUUUGCUUGUGGAUCUGCCGGACAGCAUCAUUGAAUUUUUGAAAGCACAAACUUCAAAUGGUGGUAAUGGUGGAGAGGAUGAGAUUGAAAUCGAUAUUGACGAUCUUUCGGAUGAAACCCUGUUUACUUUACGAAAGCUGUUAGAUGAGCAUUUAAAGGACAAGGAGAAAAACCUUGCCAAAUCUGAGGCAUGCGAGAUCGAGCUGCCUAAUGUAUCAGGUCUCAGCAAUUCCUCACUACAAAUUGACAAAGGAAAUAAUCCUAUGGAUGAGGAUGUUGAUAUUGGGGGGAAUGAGGCUCCUGUCACCAGUAAUCCUCCAGAUUUGGUUGGUAAAGAUGCAGGGGGAAGAGCUGAAGAAUAUAAUGAAGCAGGUCCAGACUCUGAUGGAGGAUCUGAAUGCUCCAAAGAUUUAUCACCUGCAAAGCAAUUGCAGGAUGAUGUGGAUCAGACAAUAUCCGAUAAAGAUCAAGACAAAGAUGAUCUAGUCAAUGGACAUGUUCCAUUGUUUGCAGAACCAAUUUCUGGGUCAAGUCAGCCUGAUCAGAUUUCGCAACAGAAGUCACACUCGAGUGAUGGCGAUGGUCUACUGGAUGGCGAGAGUGCACAAACUGAAAGGCAGGUCUCCCCAGACAAAUUGUAUAGGGCAGCUCUUUUGAAGAACCGUUUUGCAGAUACAAUCUUAAAGGCUCGGGAGAAAACACUCGGCCAGGAUGAGAAAACUGAUCCAGAAAGACUGCGACGUGAAAGAGAGGAACUCGAGAAUCUUAAAAAGAGAGAGAAGGCUAGAUUGCAAGCAGAAGCAAGAGCUGCUGAGGAUGCUCGGAGGCAAGCUGAAGCGGAAGCUGCAGCUGAGGCCAAACGAAGGAGAGAGCUUGAGAGAGAGGCGGCUAGAGAAAAGUUGCUGAAGAUGGAGAAGACUGUUGAAAUCAAUGAGAACUCCCGGUUUCUUGAAGACCUGGAGAUGCUUAGUGCUUCUGCUCCCGAGCAGCUUCCGUGUUAUGUAGAAGAUGAUAUUAGCCCAGAUGAAUCGCAGGAUGGAUUUGGGAGUUUCAAAUUCAGGGGCAGUAAUCCCUUGGAACAACUUGGAUUGUACAUGAAAGAGGACGAGGAUGAGGAGGAAGUUGAGCCUCCAGCAGCAGCACCACCACUAUCACUCCUGAGUGGUGAACCCGACAAUGACAAUGACAAUGACAACAACAAAGCCACGGAAGAUGUCGAGGAAGGAGAGAUUGAUUAGUCUCUAUAGUUAUGUACUCCAGAACGGAUGGUUAUAAAGUUGCAAUGUAUGAACAUCCUAUGUAAGAUUAAAACCCCCCAAAAAAAUGAAAAAAUAUUAGAAAUUUAGAGAAAGAAAGAAAAAGAAAAAAAAAAAAAAAAAAGAGUAAAAAUAGAA